AUUGGCUAUUGUAUCACCGUCUACCAUGAUCGGACGUGUUAUUGCGUCAUCAUUUUUGGAAAGUGAGACCGGCUUCAAACGCGCAACUGAGUUUGUAUUGCUUUUUUAGACUUUCGUAUUCCUCAUAUUGUUUUUUGUUACUCACAUAAGUGCCGCAGAUACUUAGUAUUUCCAACCUGUCUGGUUGCGGAGCCAAUAAAAAGAAGAAGAAGAGAGGAGGCCACGUGUUUAUAUUGUUAUAGUCGUUGCGUUUGUUGUAACGCUUCUGAAAUAUAGAGGAAAUACGGAUAUUUUUAACGAAAAUUACAGUUUAUAAGAAUUUUUAAAGUUAAGAAAAGCGCUCACGACGUUACUUAGCAACUAUGUCAAUCGGAGUUCCUAUUAAAGUGCUUCACGAAGCUGAGGGCCACAUCAUAACCUGUGAGACGAAUACCGGCGAGGUGUAUCGGGGCAAAUUGAUAGAAGCCGAGGACAAUAUGAAUUGUCAGAUGCAAAAUAUCACAGUGACGUAUCGGGAUGGCCAAGUGGGACAGCUGGAGAAUGUAUACAUUCGCGGCUCGAAAAUUAGAUUUCUCAUAUUACCAGAUAUGUUGAAGAACGCACCGAUGUUCAAACGACCUGGUGGCAAAGGAUCGGGCACAGCCGGUAGAGGAAAGUCCGCAAUAUUACGAGCUCAAGCUCGUGGCAGAGGAAGAGGACAAAACCAAAGAGGCAAAGGUACUGGUUCGGCACCUUGGCUGAAUCAACAGAAUCAACCUGGAUCUCAACCUGGAAGAGGCAGAGGAUAAAUUAUCAUUUUUAAGCAAUAUAUUUCUGUAUUCAAAAUUGUAAUUUAUAUUUUCAAUGUGUAUGUAAGAUUAAUAAUUAAUUUUAGUAUUGCAUUACAUGUUUGCUGAACUUA
This is a messenger RNA of Acromyrmex echinatior (Panamanian leafcutter ant), 901 nucleotides long. RefSeq names its product small ribonucleoprotein particle protein SmD3 (gene SmD3). NCBI's taxonomy places the organism in Eukaryota, Metazoa, Arthropoda, Insecta, Hymenoptera, Formicidae. The record is from RefSeq and is a predicted model, not a curated record. Gene Ontology annotation, biological process: RNA processing; spliceosomal snRNP assembly. Gene Ontology annotation, molecular function: RNA binding. Gene Ontology annotation, cellular component: spliceosomal complex.